GGGACGUAAAUAUUUGGCACUUUACCCAACGUCUGGAGGUGAUAAUCCCGAAAUGAUCGCCAAGAGGAACGAGAUCAGAGAGCUUAUAAAAGAAGCUGUUGAGAAGAAUGAUCUUGAUAAUCUUAAUAGACGGUUCAGAGAAGAAGCUAAAAUGCAGAUAAUAAAAAAAAUGGAGGACGAUAAUAAACUGAAAAAGAGAAAAUUAAAUAUACCACAAAAACAAGGCAUGUAG
Molecule: messenger RNA, 232 nt
Organism: Acaulospora colombiana
Lineage: Eukaryota; Fungi; Glomeromycota; Glomeromycetes; Diversisporales; Acaulosporaceae
Source: the annotation of a GenBank genome assembly